Molecule: messenger RNA, 12387 nt
Organism: Paramuricea clavata
Lineage: Eukaryota; Metazoa; Cnidaria; Anthozoa; Malacalcyonacea; Plexauridae
Source: the annotation of a GenBank genome assembly
UUUUGGUUUUUUUUCGCAAUGCUAUCUUCUUUAAUUUUGGCAAUUUCCUCCUCUGUUAUACUACGGCAAAACGAGCAGCCAUUUUGAAAAAAAAGCUAUAGUCACUGACCAGUGACUAUCACUUCAGAGACAGUGAAUCUUGACCAAUCAAAAUGCAGAAAAAUCAAUAGUCACCUGGAAAUUUAUACUAAUACAAAAUAGUAUAGUAGUAUAUAGUUCUGUAUUAAACCAUAAUGAAGUUGUAUCAAUGUUCAUGCAAAGUGGAAGAAUAUUUUUCUUCAGUUUUUAAGCUGAGGGCAUUCAGUAUUCGUUAGCCGACUUAGCCAAAAUAUGAAUUCCUGAAGAAAUUCUGUCCAAAUUUUCAUGCAUGAGUAUCAAUGCGACAGUGCAGUAUUCUAUACUUUGCAGACAGUAUGCCACCGUUCAAGAUUAUACUUCACACUUUGGAUUUGGGGAAACUUUGGCAGGAUUAAUCGGGAUUGAGUGUACGACGAUUUGGAACCAUACAUCCCACGUACGCUUUGCUUCAAAUUGUUUGAAAACAGCAGUCUUAAACAUUUAAAAAAAUAUCACGUUGGAGUCUUAAACAUUUAAAAAAAUAUCACAUUGGCCGGGCACUAUUUUAUAAUUUGUUUGCUGAUCGUUCUUAGGAUGACCCAUUGUGGAGCGCAAGAGCUCUUAUUGACAAUCCUGGUGAAAUCAAAAGAGUUCAUACAAGGUUUGCCGUGUGUCAUCCUAAUAUGCAUAUAGUCCAUAUACUAUUCACUGUUGAAAACUGAAAAUGACGGUGCUGCAACUCCCUUAUAUUUUUCUUUAUGUUCGUAAGAACAGUUUUCUCCACAGUGGUGCAAACAUCAUACUGACAGAUUCUUAUCAGGUGCGUGUAUUUAACAAAUAGAUAACAUUUCUUGCCAUUGUCUGUUUAGUGACAGAGAGAGAUGAGGUCAGUAUCUCCAGACGGAGGGCCUUCGCUCGAAAUGUCGAAAUUCUCCUUAUAUUUUUCAGAUAUUAUGGGCACUACCUGUAUACACUGGCACAGACAGUUUAAGAACAAAAAAGUAGCCCACGCAAGCAUGAUAGGCAUAAUUCAUGGCUCCUUAAAAUUAAAUUGUAUAUAUUGAUCAUGACUUUUCAUUAAGUAUUUUUUGCACCAGUUUUUCACCACAACUGCGAGCAAAAACCAGGAUUUAAUAAUUCUUCAUGAGAAUGAUUUUCCUCGUAGGCUAGUAUUGAGGGAUUUUGUCGUCAUGCUCAAUGUACAAGUGAAGCAGCAAUCAGUGUGAUAAAAAGGAGCGUAUCAAUAGCGAAAGAAGCUUGUCAAGAAUUCCUUGAAGAAACGCAAAAUAAGGUGAUUUAAAUAUUUCGCAUUUGUAAUCUUAAAUAACGGCGCUAGUUUUGACAGUGUAAUUAUAUAUGUAUAUUUAUAGGUGAUGGGCGGUCGUUCUGUAUAUCCCACAGAUUGGACUCGAAUAUAUAAUAUUGUACUUAUCAAACACAUAGUUAUGAAAAUGUUCAUAUUCAUCAUGUACAUUGUUGCAGCCUAAUGUCUUAAUCACGAAAACGACGCUCUAUGGCCAAAAUGACGUACUUUCCGGAAGGACGUUUUGGUUACUGAUACUGCAUAGAUUGCCUGGCUUGGUCGUUAUUUCCCGUAGUGAACGGUCGGUCGAUUGGUCAGCCAGUCACUUUUCAAUGUCGUUCACAUUACCUUGAUAAGAGGACAUGCUCUAUAUUCUGUGUUCACGCGUACCAUACAAUAUUAAAGGUGCGCGCUCUACUCGUUUCCGUUGCCUCGUGUUGACACUACAUUUGAUGCGUUAAUGGUUUUCCAUGUUAGAUCUAAAAAGUGGCUAUUGGCAAAAAGAGCUCGAUGAAGAUGGCCGUUUCAUUCUGGAAGGGUCUUUGGCAAUUCACCGUAAUUAACGCCCCUGGGGCCUUUAGAAAUUAAUUAAAAAUGGCUUGCAAAAUUGUCGUGGGAGAUGUGCUUGGUGUACCUUGACGAUAUAAUUGUCCUGGGAAAAGAUUUCGAUGGUCAACUAGCAAAUUUAUACAGCUAGUGACAGUAGUGUUAGAAAGGCUCCAGGUCGCUAAUCUCGAAUUAAACCCCCACUGCACAAAGGUAAAAGAGAAGGAAUCUGCGCGUUGUAUGCGUGAAGAGAUGGUUAAUAGGGUCGAUGGCUGCAUAUUCAGCGAACGAACUGCCAGCAGAAACACGUUUCGUAAUUCGUAGUCUAUGCAAGUACCAGUUUAAAAUCUUCCAAAACUGGCUUACAUGAUAAGUACAAUUACUUAGUUACCAUUUUCCCCCCUUUCUCUUUAUUUACUGUAGGAAGGAAAUGAGUUGUCGCGGAAUCUGCUUGUGGGCGGAUCUGUUGGACCUUAUGGGGCAUGUCAGUUUGAUAAAUCUGAAUAUCACGGCAAUUAUGUAGAUAAAAUGAACCUAGAGGUAUACAAACUGUAGUUGUACUGUUAUGGUCCACUGGAAAAAAAAAAGUGAAAUCCAUACUACAAAAUUUGCAAUUGCACCACUAAAUCCAUAGUAUAUCCAUCCUAUUUCCAUACUAUAUCCAUACUAUGGAAAUAUACUGUUAUUAUGGAUAACCAAAAUCCAUUCUAUUUCCAAUAAAGCCAUAAAGGUCCAUACAUAUACAAUUCCAUUCUAUGACCUAGCUUCUAUGGAUUUUCAAAAUUUUUUUCCAGUGGUCAUAUUUUUGUCAGAGGACAGAGUAGAUAGUCGUUCAUUUCAGAAAAAUAGCUAUAUAAUUUCCGAAUUACAUGUACGCUCUAAUUGUCAAGAAAAAUAACACUAAGUCGUGGCUUUUUCCUAAUUUGCUAUAGAAACAUGAUUACAACUUAGCAUGAAGCCUCGUUCUCAGGCUAUAGUAGUAUGUGGCAUUCGGCCGUAAUUUGAUCUAAUGUGGACAUGCAGAAACAUGCAGUAUCUCUCCAUUGGACGAUUUUGUAUCCAAUCAUAUAGGAAGGGAAAAAAUGGAGAGGCGGACAAACAUUUGCCCGAUGUUCACGAGAUUGGCCGACCAAUGCAAAUUUUUUCCCGUCAUGAACUUCCCAAAAUUUAUAUUGUCAUAAACUUCCCAAAAUAUAUAUAAUUCAUGCAUUUUGACAACGUUACAUAUUUUUUCAUCUUUCUGACCCCAUCUUGAUCAUCUAAUUGUGAAAUUUGAAAGAAAGUCGUAUGGAAAUUUUGCACAUUUUGAACACUUAAAUAACACUUUUUGGGUUGAUGAAAAUGACACAUAUUAUAAAAAUGUGAUCAUUUAUAAAAUUGUAUAGUCCCGUUUAUACUUGCAAUUUUUGCUGUGAUUUCUAGACAGUGCGAUUUUCCUCUUCUGAUGGAUGUGAACGAGUGAAUAAGUUAUAAAUGUUCUGAGCAUAUGUACCUCAUCUAAACAUUCAUAACUCAUCUACUCGUUCACAUACAUCAGGAAAGGAAAAUCGCACCUAAAAUCGCAGCAAAAAUUGCAACGAGCCUUAUUGGCAACUGAAUUGCACCGUUUCAAAUCAUUUUCAGGAACUAAAGAGUUGGCAUAGACCUAGAAUCAAAAUUCUUGUUGAAGCAGGAGUGGACUUCUUGGCAGUGGAAACCAUUCCCGCAUUGGUACUGAAUUAUAUGACCUCAGUGUAUUACCACGUUAGACAACGCGGUUUUGUGUUCUUUGGGUCUGAGCCUGGCCCAUCUUUUCCUGCUACACCGAUCUUCCUUUUGCAUCUAUACUUGCGUGCUAGUAAUAUCUGAGCACGGAGCUAUACACUGACAAUUUUCUCCGAUUUUUUGUGAAAUGUUUCCCUCAGAAAUUUCUGUGCAAGUUACUCAAGUUGGAGAAUAUUUAGUGGAGGAUAUGGCAUUGUGCAAUAAUAACUGGUCAGGCCGUCUUAUUUCUAUUUUUCAUUCAAUUUAGGUCGAAGCUGAAGCCAUAUUGCAAGUAUUAAAUGAAUUUCCUAGUGUAAUAUGUUGGGUGUCGUUUUCUUGCAAGGUAUACUGCAGUCAUCAAGUUUCAUUGAAUACCUUUCGAUUGAUUUCUCCAUUAAAUUAUUGAAUGAGGUUGAGCGUGAUAUGAAGAAUCAUGAAGACCAAAAGUUUGUGUUAUCUGUAGAAACUGAGGCGGAUAACACAAACAAUGGCCUUGAUAAUUUUCUACAUCAGGCAAAAACCACGUUUAAUAUUAUUUAUUUUAAAAGAUACUAAAAGAUAUCUGCACGUUAACUUCUUCAAAGCAAUGACGAGUUCUUGCCAUUUGCAAGAAAUGUGUCCCGAAGCGAUACCAUGUAAAAAUGGAUAACAUGCAGAUGGUCCGAUUUCGCUGCCAUGCAGGUCUGAAGAGAAAGCUGUAGGAUCGUAAUUUUUAUAACUUCUCACCGUGAUGUAACUGGGUGGUGUCUUUGGAGCUUUCAACUUCGUUAAUACAUAAAUUUGAAAAUGAUUGCUGAUUACAGAACUUAAUACUCCACUUUCAAGACUAAGGCUUCGGUAGAAACAAGGAUAACAUUGAUGAGCGAUUGCGACGUGUCUGUAAUUCUUUUUGGUACCGCUUGAUUAUUUGCAUGCAUAAGAUUUAAAUCAUUGCAAAGUUCUGUAAUUGUUCUUUUCUCCGGGUCAUCUUUAAGUAAAUUACAGUAGGUUCUGUAGUCACCUAGAAUAACAAUUGGCUUGUUCAUAGAUAAUGCUUGGACAUAAUUUUGUCUGAAAUUAUCCUGAUUCCUGAAAACAAUUGAGAGGACAGUCGAGAGGUUUACAUGUCACGCAAAUUAAUGGUUUUCAUUUUCUUGUUUUGGAGCUUGAUCCAUAGUUGUUGAGAGUUGGAUUCUGAUGUAUUCGUCAGACUCAGCCGGUUCAUUUAAAGGCCUUUUUGACAAACACACAGACCCCUCUGCCCUUCUUAUGUGAUUACAUAUCCAGUUCAAUUGAAAUUUCCCCAUUCGUAACGUCAAUUUUAUGCGAUUUUACUAUAUAGUUCCCUGGUUUCUAUAAGGUGCGAAGUAUUUCUCAAUGAUCGAAUAUUCAGAUGCUAGAUGUUGAAAUGUUCCAAUUUUAUCUUUUAUUUCAACAAUAUAAACCUCUAUAUACAUAACUUACAAACAUCAUGGCCGCCAUGCUUUUCCCGGUCUCCUGUCCGAGUAGUCCUGGAGUUAACAUAAAAUUGUACAUCUGUAGUGUCCAGGAUCACUACAGAUUUACAAUUUUAAGUUAAUGAGAGAUGUUACUCUGGGAUGUUGUUAAACUAAUAGAGGAUUUGCUGGAAUCUCCUUCGUUUAUCUUACUGCCAUAAUUGGAUUUGUUUACUUUGAUUCGUACUAGAUUAUUAACAUUGACAUUACGGCAACGUUUUUCCAUGACAUCGUGUAAUAAUAAUUUCUCCCUCGUCGAUUCCAGUGCUCUUUAUGACCACGUUAUUGUUGUAUCUCCAUCAUUGUACAUGUAUGCUUUCCUUUUGUCUCCUUGUCAUGGGAAUGCUAAGUAGCUACCAUCAAAACAUAUGUUAUCCUUGACAAAGAGUUCUCCUGUUCAAGAUAGUUUUAGUCUCGCACUUGUGCAGUGACUUUUACUUCUUUUGUUAUUUGUUAAUUCUUUUAAUCCAAAUUCGUUUACAGAACCAUCCGGCUUCUGUAUUUCGUGAUCAACUCUGGAGAUCGAUUUCUUAUGAUGCUCUACAACGGCAAGUUCAUGCCAUUUAUUGAUCAAAUAUGCCUUCGUCGGAUAUUGUAACAUGCAGUCAUGUGGACUUCUUUUAACGACACGGUGUUCAUUAAAAAAUUGUUGUUGCUAUUGUAAUCGCAGGAACCUUUAGUUUAGACGUGAACCACCUAGAGUUCGUAAUGGUUACUCAAUAGGACCCAUUUGGUGAUCAGGGCAGGGCUCAUUGAGAAACCCACUUUUACCUGGUGGAUCACGGCCCCCUCCAUGGGCACACCUUAAAUUUAAUCGCUACAUGCACCAUGUGAUUAAUAUUAAUAAGACUUUAUGACGUUUACGGCAAACCACAAACGGCAAACUUCUACAGUUUCGACAGCUAAAAGUAGCUAAUUCAUGCUCCAAUUUCAGUGCACAAGUUGCCCUAUAACGGUUUGCAUGCCGUAAACGUCAAUCUCAAAGUCCCUAAUAUCUCUUCAAUUCUGUAGGAUCAGACACACCUCUGCCAUGGUGAAAAAUUUUGCGAUGCAGUUACUACAGUUGAAACGUACAAACAGGUUGUUCUUAAUGAAAUGUUUUAUUUUGAGUGUUACACGAAUACGAUACAGUCUAGUGACAAAUGGGAAUGAAAUUAGAAAAAAAUGAAAUGCUUGGGACAACUCACAUUAAAGCCUGGUUCACACCUCACCAGCAAUUUUGUCGGCGAUUUUGUGUUUCUGACGGAUGCAAAUGAGUGAACUCGCACACAAAGUAUAGCCAGUAUAGAGUCACUUUUCAGAAGUUAACAAUUCUAAGUCUUUUGCAUGUCAUUCGUUCGAUCACAUUUGCCACGAGGAGAAAAACGUUAUGGUUAAAAGUUAAGACUGUAUAGUUUUUAACGCACGACUAUAUAGCCUGAGCAUUUUAGAUACUAUAGCCCCUUGCAGGGCCGUACACAGGGGGGGGGGGGUGGCAGGGGGGCAACUGCCCUCCCCCCAGAGAAAACUAUAUUUACAAUUUUUAGAAUGUCAUUAUUAAUUAUUCUUUGGUAUUUGGGACUUUUUUCGGCAGAUAGGCCUUACUGCCCCCCUGGUGAAAAAAUCCUGCCUACGGCCCUGGCCUCUUUGCAUUUUUAAUGUAUAGUAAAAUUUUAUAUAAAAUCGCAUUAGUUCAUUACUCAUUAGUAUUUUUUUAUAUAAUUAAUAUCUCACGUAAACAAGACCCAUAUCACUCCUGGGGAUGACUUUAUAUAUAUGCAGGGCGAAUUUGACCACACACUUACUUGCCUAAUGAAUAUUGAUGUUUUUUGUUUUUAUUCAGGUCGAAGCUGUUGGGAUAAACUGCAGUGCUCCUGAACAUGUUCAGGUGUUAUAAUUAUAAUGUAAAAUAAGAUGAUAGCCGACAAACCUUCAUUUUUAUUUUUAGUACACUUCUGUGGGGUUUCUAUGUCGUAACUAACCGGCUUUACUCUUUAGGGAUUAUUAUCAAGCAUUCAUGGGAAGUCAACGAAACCUAUUGUCGUUUACGCAAAUAAUGGACAAGAAUGGUGGAAAAAGAGGUUCUUGACUACAAUUAGUUAAUAAAUUUACAAUUCUGAUCAUCUGCACAGUUGAGAGCCGUAGAGCCUAGAAUCAGGCAAUGCAUAUACAGAAUUUAUAUAUUUUACGCUUUUCUGCAAUCUGAUUGGCUACGUGAGCGGUCUGUAAGAGCCCGUACGGACCGCGCGAGAUUUAAAGCCGUAGAGCCAAUGUUUCUAUUUUUAAAAAUUUAAAGACGACUAUCUCACAAAAGAUAUUACUCUUCCCGAUAGCAUUGAUAGAAACGACGUUUUAUUUGGCAGCUUCAUUCGCGUGCGGGAGGAGUGAUUGGGGAAAUCCAGAGGAGGAAUUAAAAAAAAUAUAUAUAUAUAUUAUUUACCGGUAUGGUCGGUCCGUAUACAGAAAUAUUUCUAUCAGUUUUUCUCGAGAAAUAUUUCUCUAUACGGACCUCCAAUCCGGUAAAUAACAUAUAUAUAUUUAAUAGAAUAUAAAAAUACAGAAUAUAUUUAAUAUUAGAUUUGUUGGUCCUAAAACGUGGAAUUUAGUCGACGAACUACCGCGAAGCGACGUAGUAAAUUGUCUUUCAAAAAUAAACUAAAACGAAAAAUAAAUAAUGAAUAUACAUGCAUGAGGAUUAAUUGUUGUGGUUGUGAUGGGACAUGUGACUAAUUUCAGUGUCUUCGUGCAUGUCACUCGAGUGAUUAUAAGGAACAUGCUGCAAUGGGAAAAAAACUAUCCAAUAAAGAUAACUUUUACAGUUUUGCCAUCUAAAUCCUUUUCGAAUCUCUGUUUUUUUUGUAUUGUGUCUGUUUUUAUAUCAGUUUUUCUGUGUGUUUGAGCUGUAAGUAAAAAAAUUCUUUUGUAAAAAUUUUUAAAUUCCCCAAUUGUUCGUAAAUGUAUAAUUUUUGCUUUUAAUCAUUAAUGGCCGCUUGUCUCGAUUAGCACCUAUGGUUAUUACAGGCGACCAGCACCACACCUAUAUGUUAAUUACCCUAAUAUAAUUAUUCAUGUAUUUGCAAUUUAAUAGUGCUCAAUAAAUUUCUUCUUCUAUACGUGCAAAACGUACCGACUCAGUCACUUGUUUUUUUGUACAGAUUUGACAAUAACCCUGAUUAUAUAUCUUAUGUCUUGGGCUGGCUGGAGCAAGGAGCAAAAAUCAUUGGUAAGUUUUCUAACAAGAUUUAUAAUUAAUGUGUGCGAUGUAGAACCAUUUAUUCCGAGAAAAUUGUAAAGUUUAGAGACAAUUGAAGGAUGUCUAUUAAAUAAUUUAAUAAGAAGUGAAAUGCACUGCACGCUCGGAUUAAUGACAACUCCAUGCUGUUUACGAAGUAUCCCCCCCCCCCUGCCAUCAGCGCGCUUGUAAAUACAAGUAUCUCAUAGGCGUGCGAGAGGCUAAAACCAAUCACUAUAUACUUAAAAACGGGGCAAUGCUACUUAAAAAUUCCCCCCGCUCGUCGACAGGAAUUCUGGUAAGUUUAUGAACCAAAAUUGUUUUGUAUUGGUCGGGCUGUUCCCAUCCUGGCAGAUUGCAUGGGAAAGUUUUGGUCCGCCCCCUAUACUUUUUUCCUCCCGUACGCCUAUGUGACACUGUAUCAUAGAUAUCUUAUAUACACUAGAUAACGCAUCUCUUUUAGUAAAAUUGAAGCCAAGAAUAUUCCAGCGGUUACCCCCAUUUGAAUAGAUGGUGGCCAUGUUGAAGUUUCCCACUUGCUAAUAAACGCUUAAAAAACAACAAUAACUUUCAUCAUUUGAAUAGUUUGAAAAUAUAUUUGGAAUGGGUUUAACUAAAUGUUUAAGUUCCCUGUUUAAGAAAUAGAAAACAUACGAGUCUUCUCAUUUCAUGGGAAUAUCCUGAGUCUGCAAUCACGGCUUCAAUUUUUGAAUUGCAGAAUAAUUAGAUGCACUAUCUAGUGUAUAUAAGAUAUCUAUGCACUGUAUAUAAGCACGCCCCGAUCCCAAUGUUCCGUUUAUUGAGAUAUAUUGCCGCUCUUGUAAGGCGAUCAAGAAAGCAUCCAAUUUAGUGUAAUCAAUAAUUUUGAGCGUUUAUUCUGCCUACAUUUUUCAUCAUUUAAGGAUAUGUUAUGUAACGUUACUCUCGGCAGAGUGGAAUGCUGGCCACAUUCACUUUUCCCUGUGGCUAUUGUUUAGAUAACAUGGUUCUGUAUCCGAAAUUGCAUUGCAAGUUGCAGCAAAAAUUACCUUGUGUAACAAUUAUAUAACGUUCAGACGUUGAAUACUUUUUAUUGGUUCAGCACGCGCUCUAUCAACUCGAUAUUUAACUUUAGUUAUAGAUUUUAUCUGAAGUUUAACGUAUCACAUUGUAUAUGUGUAUGUCUCCUUUACGGCUAAAAUCGUCUGACGUUUGAGAGAAAAUAGGGGCCGUGGUCCUUUAAUCGUCAAUCUAAUCUAACCCAACUAGUUAUAAGUAGUGAAAUCAAAAUUUAUUUUAUUCCUUUUUGUUAGCCUAAUUUCUUUUGGUGCAAAUAUUAAUUAAAUGUUCUGUUAGAAUUUCCUGGGUAACCUCGAAAUAACACUAUUUGGGUUAACAUUCCUAUUGAAAUAAGUCACUAGGCUUAAAAGAAAGUUCAAACGCCGGUUAAACUGAGGAACAGAAAUGUUGGCCGUUGUUCAAGAAGAUUGUAAUUGCUGCUUUGCAAUUAUAAAUGCAGUUUUGCUGAACCAUAAAUAGAAAAAAGGUUAAAAUAACCAGGAAAUUUAACCAGGAAUAUUAAGUUAACCCAAAACUGGUUAUUUCUAGGUUAACCAGGAAAAUUUUAACCAGAGUGUUUUUCAGGGCCGAACUAUGCCAUCAGGGGUGAAAACAAAACAUCGCACCCCUACAUAUGUGCCGUUAGGUUUUGGGCCCCCUAACGUGUUUUAUUUUGUUUGACUCCUUUUGGCAAGAGUUAGGGUUAGCUUUUGGGUUUAAGUUAGUUUCAUAUAUUGGUUCACACAAGAAAAUAUUUAAUAGAACUACACAUUAAUUGACUGCCGACACAUAAUAAACAAACUUUAUUCGAAUUAGCGCAGGAUAAAAUUGCUUCGGCCCCUCCUGGGAUUUUUUUGCCGCCCCCCCCCCCCUCCCUUGAUCUCCAAACUCAUGCAGGUGUGAAAAUAUGCGUUUUAAAACCUUUGAAUUAAGAAAUCUAGAGGUUACAGGUCAACUCAGUAGCCAUGUGGAGAUAGUGGAUCUCGCUAUCAUCUAAACCUGGAGUAAAUUACUAUCAACUUCAGUAACUUCAAAAAUAGUCUAGGUUACAAUAGCUAUUGAGCCAAAUUCGAAACCUAUUGAAGCAGGAUCUGCCUGAGUCGAAUACCAGUUGGAGUUUGAUUCCAUUUCUGUCCCUAGACUACUAGUUUUGGGUCACUUGGUGGUUCCUAGACCUCCAUACCUACCUCCAUUCAAAGAUUGGCUACCUCCACAAUUUAAGGGAUCCCAAGAGUGGAGAGCAGGGGGUCAACUUGACUUGGGUCCACAACGUGACAGGGCCCUGGCUUUUUAUUUGAGAUGGUAUCAAAAAUCAGUUUUUGGAACAGGACUCUAUAAAAGGCCCGCCUUCAAGGUUGAGGCCCUGUGGAGAGACCCUAGCAAAUAUACCUAGGGGCCUUAGAUCAAAUCAUAAUUAAUAUAUAUGACAUGGUUUGGAAAUCCUUUGUCUUUCUAUUGUUUGACAAUAGCAGUUCAGAAAGCUUGGCGAAGGGAAUGGGUACCAAGUAUUUGUUUUGCCUACCAGGGCUAUAUCUUACGGCAUAUUUUGCAAAUAACGAAGUAUUACCACCAUUUUGCGAUGGAGUAUGUUUGUGUUACAUCGUUUGGUCAAAUCUCAUUGAUUAAAACCAAUAUGUGCAGGGUCAAGCUAGUUGUUCAUCCUCCAUGUUUGUUUAUAGCGUAAUUUCUUUGAAGUUUGCCGGGUUUCCUAACCAGGUCUUAUAACAACCAUGAUCAAAUGGAAAAUUUGGUUGUAAAGCUUUGGGUCCCCUUCGUGACUUUUCAUUGGGGGGAUAUUACACCCCCAAACCCAGCAUGGCCCUGAUGUUUUUAGAGUAUAUAUACAGGCAGUAGUUAAUACAAACUAUCGAAUAUGUUGUCUAUACAGUUUUGAACAUGUUUGCUUUCUUAGGAGGUUGCUGUGGGGUAACACCUGCUGAUAUAGAAGAUAUAAGAAAUGCCAUUAAAGACAGGUUGACUACAAAAUUCAUUCACAGUGACAAUUAAUAUGGUUGAUGAAUGGGAUAUGUUUGAAGUGCUAUCGCAGUGUAUACAUAUUGUCAAAAAUUAGAUACAAAAAAGCUUAAAUAGAUCUAUAGUAACAGCGAACGUCACUGUCUGCUGAAUGAAUGAUAUAUAUUAAAGUAGUUUUGAUUCAACCUCGCAAGCAAGACCGAUAAUAUCGUACACCUUACUGAUUAUGAUAUUAUCAGAAAAGACAGAUCAAGAAAUGGUGGUGGCGUUUGUAUAUACUUGCGUAGCUCCAUCAACUACAAAUAAGAAAUGAUCUAGUUCCAUCUGAACUAGAGGCUGUUUGUAUUGAAAUUAUUAAGCCUCAUAGCAAACCAUUUCUUGUUACUACAGUUUAUAGACCACCAAGUGCAUUAUCUGAAUUCUUUGAUCACUUCGAAAAAUUGAUAAAAACUAAUAAACUAUUGAUAAUGAAAAUAAAGAAAUGUAUAUUCUGGGUGAUCUAAACUGUGAUUUGCUAAAACCAGAUAAUGAAUCUAACAUUCCAACGAAAAAAAUUAAGUCAUUGUACGAAUUAUAUAUCUUAUUCAGCUAUUGCAACUCAGGGCAACUGAUAGAUAAUGCUACUCGAGUAACUAUGAAAACCACCACUACUAAUACUCCAGAGAAAAUUUCUGAUUCUGGUGUUAAUUAUUCAUACAGGUAUAAGUGAUCAUAGCUUUAGUAUUUGCCAUCAGAAAAAUGUCUGUUAUUGGUAUAAAAAAAAACCAAGAAAAUAUCGUUGAGAUGAGAAAUAUGAAAAAUUUUGAUGAGGAAAAAUUUAUUGCGGAACUGUUGAAACAGCACUGGGAAUAUGUAUAUUUUUUGCAGGAGACACGAAUGCUAUGUGAUUUGGAAAAAAUUAUUUUUGGAAAUUUUAGACAAGCAUGCACCACUUCAAUACAAAAAAUCAGAUCAAAGAAAGUACCUUGGAUUAAAGUGAGAUAAAAAAAAACCUUAUAAAUACAAGGGACAGAUUAAAACGAAAAGCCAUUUUAACAAGC